Messenger RNA from Paramuricea clavata, 21386 nucleotides. The record is from the annotation of a GenBank genome assembly. Lineage: Eukaryota; Metazoa; Cnidaria; Anthozoa; Malacalcyonacea; Plexauridae.
GUAUGUAAUUACACGUAAUACAAGCUUCAAUUUAAGGUAAAAUUCAACCACAAACAAUUCACAAAACGUUUUAAAGUGUUCUUUAUAAAACUAAACUGCCUUUAACUAUUAAAUGGCUUUAUCGAUAAACUUUGAGUUUGCAAUAAAAUGAUUUCAAAUUCUCGCUUGCAAAUAACUUUGGUCUUUGCUUUAUUUUUUAUUUAAAAAAUUCAAUAUAAUAAAAAAGGGAAUCAAUAUUAAAGUUACACUGAAAUUUAUAUAUGCUGUCUUGUGUAGUUGUUUCAUAUACGCAAAGGCCGUCGGGUUUUAAAGCCAUUAUAAAAUCAAUAUUUAAAACAAACUUACCUUCGCUAACGUCGGCUCCCUUCUUUUAGCUGAUUCUUUCGCCCUUUCUUUCUUGAAAUUUACAAAAUCUUGCAGAAAUACGACCAAAAAUGAAAUAUAUUUGCAAGAAGUUUAUCAAUCAUCAAAUCAAGAAAUGUUUGCUAUUUCGCUGUCGUCAUGCAGUCGUUAUAAUGCAAACUUUAAAUUGGACCAAUCAGUGUCCGUUAUUCAUGACAAUCCGCCAUAUUUUUGAGAUCAGUGAGGAUGACCACCCAUCGUUGGUGACCGACGCAUAGAGAUUAUAAAUAACACUGUGUUAUUUAUAAUCUCUAUGGACCGACGCCCGCGCUCAUUGAUGAACUUUAGACUUCGCUAAUGCUUUCGUUUCCCCGGGUGUAAAUAGCCGGGGGGAAUUAGUACCCUCGCACGGCGCUUCGCGCCGCCGGCUCGGGGAUUAAAUUCUCUAUUAAUAAAUGUCUAUGAGUAAAAUACGAUAUAGGAAUAGUGUAGUUGUAUAAGAAAUUAAAAUUCCUAUAAGAAUUCUUAUAGGAUAUGAUAAUGGUGAAAAAAUUCCUAUAAGAAAUAGAAAUUCCUGUAGGAAGGAGUUAUUUCGUAAAUUAGAUUUAUCUGUAUAAUUUUUUAUAUAAGUAAAGCCCCUAUACCCAUGCAUGUAUCAGGCCAUAUCGGUAUAGGCUAUGAAUUUUUCCCACCAUUUUCCAAUCCUAUAAGAAUUCCUAAAUUUCAAAUCCUAUAGGAAUUUUCAUUUCCUAUAGGAAUUCCUAUAGCCAUUUUCCAAUCCUAUAGGAAUAUUUUUUCCUAUAGCCAAAAGGAAUUCCUAUAGGAAAUUUCAAUUCCUAUAGGAAUUCCUAUAGGAAUUUUCAAUGCCUAUUGUAAUUCCUAUAGGAAAUUUUAAUUCCUAUUGGAAUUCCUAUAGGAAUUUUCAAUGCCUAUAGGAAUUCCUAUAGGAAAUUUCAAUUCCUAUAGGAAUUCCUAUAGGAAUUUUUUUGACCAUUUUCAAUUCCUAUAGGAAUUCCUAUAGGAAUUUUCAAUUCAUAUAGGAAUUCCUAUAGGAAUUUUCAAUUCCUAUAGGAAUUCCUAUAGGAAUUUUGAUUUCCUAUAGGAAUUCCUAUAGGAAAUUUUCGUAAGGGAGUGAGUGUUUUAGAUUUGAUUGCUAGGGAGAUCUUAUUAUUAUGCUGUAGUUGCAUUUUUAUCAAGGCAGAUAUCAUUGAUUUAAAAGGAGGGGUAGCAAAAUUUCUGGUGGGGUGCAAGCAGCACCGCUCAGUGAGCUUCGGCAGGGGUUAGGCGUUUGGGUUAAAGUCUUUCACACAAAAUAGGAGAGGUGAAGUGAAAUUUUGGUGGGGUUGAACACACUAUUAGAGGGGUUAGAGAGAUUCUAUUGGGGUUUAAUUAACCCGAAGCGUUUAAUACAAUAGUAUUCCACACAACUCGUCAGGGUUUCAGAUUAUAAUUUUGUCAUGGAAUCUAUUUUGAAUUACCAGCAUUACUUUAAUUUGGUAUCCAAACUGAAAAUCUGCUAUCCAAAUUAUCAAAAUAAGAAAACAUGCUUUCAGUCUUCAUAUUACUGUAAGUAAUGCCAUCAUCUCAAAAAUAAGAGGUUUUCUAUAUUACCUAAUGACAGAGUUUAAUGUUAACUGCAAAAUAACAAUGACAGAACAAUUAACACACUUUUGUAAUUAGUGGGAUGUCACCCGAAAAUUAGUAUAGCUAAUAUUGACGACCUUUUGCAUCAUUAAGCGCUCAUGUAAGGAAGCAAGAAAGUCUUACGUUUUGUCAUAUGUGUUGAAACACAGUUUUUAAUCCAGUCCUCCUCGGCAAUCUGAUGUUGUGUUGACAAAACCGCUGCUUGCUUAUUAGCUCCCUAUUGUCUUGAUUAAACAUGUGGAAAUGAAAUGGCUUAAAGGUAGGGUACAGUCGGUAUGUAAACAAAGCCUUUGUUUACAUUUCGGUGUUAAAAAUAUUGAACUUUAUUCGACAACUAUUUAUAUUUUCAUGCUUCUACAGUAUAAUAAAUGAUCAAGAUACAACAAUCAGGCUUUGCAAGAACAUAAAAUGAAAUAAAAACCUAAUUACUGUCGUUCCAAUUGAAGUGUUGCUCAAAUAUUGAUUCAAUACAUUAUCUCGGGUUGACCAAUUCAUUUCAUCAAGUUCCUCGAGAUAUUCAUACACUUCCUAGUAUAAUUGUAAACUUCCUGUUGAAUAGUUUGAAUGCACCAUGCAAUCACCUUUGUUGUUUGUGCAACUAACCAAUCAUAAAUAGAAAGGAAGUGACCAGAAAUGAUCAAAUACUUGGAAUUGGCUCUUUCACAAGAAGUGUAUGAAUAUCUCGAGGAACUUGAUCAAAUGAAUUGGUCAGCCUGGGGUAAUGUAUUGAAUCAAUAUUCGAGCAACACUUCAAUUGGAACGACAGUAAAAUGUUUAUAUCACGGCACGAGACUCCUAUGUGUGUAUGUGCAGACCAGACUGUACCCUAUCUUUAAGUAAGAACCUCCUGGGUAUCCAAAUGGUAUACAAAGUUUCAAUAGUGUUUCAGGUAUCCAAAAUUCAAAACCAGUAUUGUCAGAAUACUAGGAUAGUGGAAAUAUCAAACUUUGAUCUGUUGUGUAUUUUUUUCAGGCUUAAUAUGUCGAACAGCGGCCAGCAGCAACAACCUUACAACUACUCUUCCACCAACAAUGGAUCUCUGCCAGACCUCUCCAACCUUCACAUCCCGUCACCGUUGUCAGUGUCGAUCGACCAAGAUGAACAACAACAGCAACAGUACAAUCAGACAUUUUCCGCAGGUAACUCUAAUGUUUUCAUGAAUAGACAACCUCGUAGGAACACGACAGGAUCGAGCUGCAAACGCCAGGUCUAUCGGCACCAUCCUACACCUAACCUAGACCAUCUCCAAAUGCCGGGAAACUAUAUGUUUCAAUCCUCUAACAACACCUCCAAUCCAACGUCGCCCACAGUUGCACCCAUGUUUCAAGCGCCAAUGUCGCCGCUUGCUAAUGGUCCAGGUUACCUGCAAUAUCCAGGCCAAUUGGGCAGCGGUAGUCUCCAGCAACAGCUUGAGCAAAUGGCAACAAUUGCCGAGAAUAUGAAGCCGACAAUGGGCGAGGUCGCUAAUGGUCAGAUGGGGCAAGGUCUCCCACCACAGUCGCCGAAUACUUUCCUAAACAUGAUUUCGCAGAGCCCAGCCACGAUGGAAAAUGUUCGGCAAAAGUUUCAGGAUUAUUUCGGCAAUAUGGAGAUCAGUGAAAACAACAGCUUAGCAUCGGAUAUAGGGCAAGCAAUCGGUGGCUUUGAUGGUUAUUCUGGGAUGAACCCAAAUGUAGGAGAGUUCCCGGCUGGCCUCGCGCUAGAACCUCUGGAUGUACGGGAUAUUGAAGUACUUACGGGACAAUCUGUUGCAAGACCCGAGGUAGAAGAACAGUUUCGAAGGGAAGGCAAUCAACAGCAGGUAAGCAUGACUAUUGUUUUUGCAGCUUGGAACAGAAUGUUAUUUAUUUUGCAAUAGUCUCGCCAAAGGGCUAUUAUCUUGUAUCAAAAAACUUUUCUUGAAAAUUAUUUUGAUUUUCAUAUUUUCCCUUUGCAGCUCAUGCAAUAAAACACACCUACGGCAUUACUCUGUACAUUUGAAAAACUGGAGCAUGAUGGGAUUGAACAGUUAUAGAGAAAUAGUAUUGUCGGUUGCCAAUUGUCGAGUUUGAUUGCUUUGAAGAUGGUCUAAUGUUAGUAUUGGGGUGUUCCAGUGUACAAAAAUCUGUCGCAGUCAGUUGCGUUUAUACCAGCGCUGAUGACUUCAUGCCUUGUGACGUGAUUUGUGACGUCAUGCUCAUGACGUCAUUUCCGGUGACGCCACUUCGGCGACACGUUGACAUAGAAACGCAUGCAGAGAACCUGGUAACAUAGAGAUUUUUAAGAUAGAAUUUUAAUGCUUAGUAAUUUAGAUGGCUAGCUCGCAGAGUACGACAAUUUUUCGUAGAACAUAUAAAUGUGUUAAAUAAUUAUGAAUGCGAUAGUGUUACAUGUAAAAUAUGGUUUUAUAGUUGGAACAGUGUGCACGCGGUGCUGUUUGUGGCCAUUGUAGCAAAUUACUCAUUGUCCAAGCACUUAGUAGAUAUCCGUGUCUAGUAUACGUCCGCUACGGUGUUUAACCCAUCCCUGGAAACUUUAGUUUCGUGCAGACAGCCAAUCAGUUCAACAGGAAGUCAGGCUACGCCAGGGUUCCCACGAGAAUUUUGAGUAGGAGGCGUUUUCAAAAAAAUAGGUAACUAUGUUAUGCGGAAGGUACCACUCACGAGGGGCCGGGAGGGCGUCUCCCUGUGAGAUUUGCUGGGAACUCUGUGUGACUUAGAUAAGUCAUAAGUGGCUUCAUAGCCAGUAACUUGUCAGUAACUACCAGCUUAGAUAUAUAUCUGAUACUCCGUCCUCGUGAUUUUGCAGUCUGGGAUCCCAGAAUUCUUAAAUUCAACUACGUUUUGAAGCGCGCAUUUUGAAAGCGGAGUUAAGCCCGUUUUCCACUGGCGAAUUUUUUCGCUCGAAGCGACCUUUUUCCUUUGUCGGCAUCCGACAAAGGAAAAAGGUUGCUUCGCGCGAAAAAAUUCGCUAGUGGAAAACCGGCUUUAGCCCGUAUUACUCGGUGAUUCCCUAACUGUUUAAACCAUGGUUAAACGUAAAGUAUGGUUAAAAAAGAAUCGUAUUUACACGAGUGAAGAUAAUUUUGUGUUCUUGAUAAUACGGAAUUUAAGCUUCACGUUUCCAGGAACGGCAAACGGCAGGUUUGAAUUUUCUUGGCAAAAAUUUUGUUGAACGUUUUCGUUUCAUAUUUUCUUUCUUGUGUCAAAAGAAUAAUUAUGUAUUUCAGUUUUAAAGCAGCAAGCUAAUUUACUCUUUAUUGCCUGAUAUCGUAAAAUUUUUCUUUGCCUGCCGUUUGACGUAUAACGCGAAGCUUUUAAGCUUCGCGUUAUAGGAAAAAAAACUCUCUAAUAGUUAGUUGCUCAUGUUAUAUUGCUUCGGUCUAUGAGAGGUUUGCUACACUAUGGCCGGGGUCAUGACUCGUUGAAAGUGAAUAUCCAUGCUAGCAGAGUAUCUUCUGUCCUGACUUCGCUAAUAGACUAUACUUUGGCUAACAUUAAUUUUUCUGAGGAACAGAACUGGGGGUGCAGUGUAUGAAAUAUUCUACAGUAAGAUGUCGUGGUUUGUGUGAAAAUCAGGUCAGCUUAUUGAAGAUAUUAACAAGAUAUUAUUAUGCGUCUAUCAUUAAACUCAGGGACGCCGGAACUGGGGGGCAGGAGGGACAGCCGCCCCUGUUGCCCUUUGCCAGGAGGGGCAAGGAGGGGGGGGGGGGGCAAAGGUGCCCUUUCAAUUUAAAGGAUUGCCUUGGCAGAAAUAGCAGUGUCGGAAAUGUUAGUGCAAUUCUUUCACAAUUUCAACACCGAAAACAUAAAGUACAGUCAUCAACUUCGAGAAUAGCACAAUCAUACAGCGGAGAACCCCUCACACCCCUAUCAUCCAAUAUAAAUAGAAAACAUGAUUAGGCAGUUCAGCUCCCGAUGUUUUUCAAACAUCUCUUAGUAUAUAUCAGUUCAAAAGUGCAUGCCCUUUCACGAAAAUCUGCCCCCCCCCCCCUUGCCUUCGCAUCGUUCCGGCGUCCCUGAUUAAACUCAAAGAGACCUCGAUCUAUAUUAACUAAAUGUUGUUAGCAAAACAUUGUUAAUUCACACUACACAACGUUUGCAUAAAACUAUCGUAUGCGACAGUUUUAGGCAAAAGUUAUGUAGUUUAAGUCGGCCUCGAAUGUCUAUGUUACUGUUGUUCAAAGGCCUUAAUUCAUAUAAAUUGUUACACGCUUUGCUAGCUGGAUUAAAAGAGACUGCAAAUUUACUGGAAUGUUUGUAGAAUUUACACAUACACAAUGUACGAUAAGAAAAUAGAUAUAUAAAAACAUUUUCAUACUGUUUUGUUGUCAUAUUUUUAAACUACCGUACGUAUCUGCGUCAUAUUCCCUCUCCAUUCUCAAAAUUUCUAUUUAAAGACAAAGUACUCGAGAAGCGCGAAAUUGAAAAAAAAAUGUUGGCGUCACGAUCUCUUGACGUAUAUCCGGAAUUAUCAAUCAACUUUAUUAUCAAGUGAUUUGCUAUAAAUAGGGAAAGGUCUGAGUUUUUUUUAGACGCUGAUCAGCGCAAAAAGAACUCUCUCCCAACUCUCCACUAAACAUUUGUGGCUGUCUUGUUUCAAUGCGAUCGAAGGCGCUGAAUCUUCAAUAAUUACACACGUAGAAAUCUCACAACUUGUCAACAAGAUGUGUUCGCAACAGGCUUGUAGCAAGCAACAAGUUGUAACAAUGUUGUUGUUUCAUCAAGUUGCUACAAGGUUGUCACUCGCAACUUGUGGACAAAUUGUUGAAUCGCAGGACGAUCACAAGUCGUUGGAACAACUUGUAACAAGUCUGUGGAGUUCAACAACCUUGCAGUAAGUUGUCAACAAGGCGUUGAUAACUUGUCAACAAGCUGGGGACAAGCAGUAUGGACACAUCCUGUCGACAGUAGGAUUAUUUUGUGUUCGGAAUUCGGCAUGGGUGUAUUCAAUCUUGGGUGGCUGGAGAAACCUAUUUACUUUUGCUCGGAGAAGGAAAGAUUACCGUUAACCUUUGUAGCGUUAACCAGUUUUAACAACAAUUUUACAUAAUGUUUGUUAUGUUACUCUGAGUGUGCAUCCACACCGGGCAAGCUGAAAAGUUAGCUUGGCCACGGUGGGAAACGAACCCACGACCUUUAGGAUACCAGUGCAAUGCUCUGCCAACUGAGUUGUAUAACAAACAUCACAAAGUAACAUAACAAACAUCGUAUUCACCUGAGUACAUAACACCAGCACACACAAAAUAGUCAAAUUUUACAUAACUUAAGCAAUAAGUGUGGUUCCUAAGAAAUGAACCUUGUAGGGGGUGAAACAUUAACAUACCACGCAAUGAAAUUUCCUCCCUGGUCCGUUACCACAAGUUAAAUAUAUGACCAAUUAUUGACACCGCAACGACCUAGAGCCACUGCCUAGAGCUCACGAACUAUCCGGAUUUGUUAAAUUAAACUGAAUGUUUACUUUGAAUUUCAGAAUUAAUAUAUGAGAAGUAAGAACAUGUAUUUUCUAGAACCAGAUUAUUACAGGCACAAUAAUUCGAUAUAACACUGCUUGCCAUUUGGGGACCUCACAGACAUGUUGCAAAUUGUUUCAACAUCCUCGUAUCGUCCUGCAACAAUUUACUAACAAGUGCUGAUAACAAGUAAAGCCGAUUACAGACGAGUACGUUCGGAAUGUUUUCGUAUGACAAGUUUCAUUCGCAGUCAUUCGAUCAAUUUCUAAAGUUAAUUCUUUUUGGAUUUAUUUUAUUAUUCUGGUUAGGGGGUUGGGGGUUAGAGUAGGGUAAGGUUUGGGUUAGUUACAUAGCCAUUUAACACUUCUUCCGAAAAUGACGUCACUUCAGUUUGGUAGAUGGACUCAAGUGCUGACCCAUUCGCUCGUCUGUUUUGGCCAUUGGCAAAGUACAAAUUUUCUUCGUCUGUAUGGGUGGAGAAAGAAAAUUUGGCGAAGUGAUUUGCCAUGCGGUUGGACAGCGAUUUAUUGUUGUGAUAGCUAAUAAUAACUGGUAUGGCGGGCAGAAAACCACAAACCUGUCAUAGAAAAUUUGUUGCACGAUAACACACGUGAAUUUGGCAAAUAGAAUUUAAUUGCCAUAUAAAAACGUGUCAUAUACAGGGUGUAUCAAAAAAAGCGCAAUCCUCGACUGAAGUGUAAAUUGCUAAACAAAUAAUAGACGAAAACGUUAAAGUUUACAUUCAUUUUAAAGCGUAGCCAUUCAGCUUUCUGACAGUGGGUUGUUUCUUAAAUUUGACUCAUUGGUUCGCGGGUAAUAAUACUUUACGUUAUUGCAAUUGGAGAUUGAAUAUUGAGAUGGAAUAACAAAUCGUUCUCAUGAAAAUAACUGAUUUUUUCAUUAAAACAAAAAAUGUUGCAUUUUAUUAAAUGGAUUGUAACAAUAAGUAUAAUUACGGCUUUUCUUCCACUAUUUGUAACUCAGUUUGAAACUUCAAAUGCGAUAUAAUUUCGGCUUGGACCAUCUAAGCUGACUGACAUCAACUUGCUAUAAUUUCUGUUUACAUUACAUCGCAAUUCGAUGACACUCUGGCUCAGACACCAGAAUGUUUUGACGAUUUUUAGCAUUCGUUUAGGAUUUUCAAACAACCUGGUCUCUUUAAAAAUACUUUUAAUUUGUUCUUACGUGGUUUUCCAGAUGUAGUGACGACAACAUUAAAGUUUAAAGAAGAAAAUUCUAACAUUUAAACCGACUAAACAAUAACAUAGUAAACUUGCAUAAUUAAACAGCAACUAAAAAUGUUAGGUUUUACUAAAUCUUUUCCUGUGCAAUUAUUACUAGCAUUGGAGGCAAGGAUAACAGUUUGUUUGAAAGAGAAAAGAACAGGCUUUGAAGUAAGCCUAAAAGCGUUUAGCUAGAGAUAGUAUUUCGAAAGUUAUUAAGCACAAAAGAUGAAUUGCGUUUAUUUUGAUACACCCUGUAUAGCUUGUUUGUGACCGGCUUGAGCUACUGACAACCAUGUCGCAACUUGAACAACAACGUUGCAACCUAUUGACAACCUCUCUGGCAUGAGGCAAACACGUGACUGUCAGUGACGAACCUUGCUUGAACUUGUACGAUAUUUAGCCAUGAGUUCACAAGUAUACGUAAGCGGAGAUGUUUAGUUUCUUGACAACAUACGUAAAUAGAGCAAUUGCUUUGAAGCAGUUAUUUCCGUGAUUAAUAUCCCAGGUAUGCCUCGUCUCUUUUCCACGCGUACAAGGCUGUCCUCUUUCGCAAAAUCAUUUGUCUGGGAAGAAAAAUUUAACGACUUAAUCGUUUCCUUUUACGUUUUCUGGCAAGUAUUGUGUUUGCAUGCAGCGUUUGCUGGAACAAAGACAAAGAUUGAAAGUGGAUUGAAUCCCCCACAUUGUGUCUUUGUUUCGCUGACUGAUGGUGCCAGCCGACAAUUAGUUUUUAAGUAGAAAAUGUAUGUGGCAAGGUUGUUGCCAAGCUGAUAUUGGGUGGAUGUUCGCACUGAUUGUUCCCAGUUGUUGUGACAAGUCUGGAACAAGUUGUUAUCACCUUAUUAUAUAAGGUUCAUGACGCUAAAAAGACUUGCAUGCUAUACAAGUUGUUCCAACAAGACUAAUACAGCCUGUUCGUAACAAGUUGCUACGGGCUUCUUGUCAUCAACUUGUUAACAACUUGUUGCGAGCCUGUUGGCCUCAUCUACCUUGCUACAGGAUGGUAACAACUUGUUUUAGACUUGUCAACACCUGGGACAAGCAGUGCGAACACCGUAGUGUUGACAAGCUGUGAGAUAUUCGCGCGUGUACCAAAUGAAUACUUCGUAUUCUGCUUGGUGAUAAAUGGCCAUAAAGCGUUCCCAUGGGAAACAAGAGGUGUUCAUUGUUUUGACGAGGAAUCCAACACCUGGAUUAACGAUAUUGCUUUCUCGUGCUUUGUAUUUGUUCGCGUUUCGUGGGAAGCAGUCGUGCUUGACUUCUCGAGGACAUCAAAUGAAAGACUUUCGUUAUUAACGUCAGAAAGAAAAUGCAAUAUAACAAGGUUUGAAUCACUUGUGUCGUUGAAUGAUUCAUCCUUCUUUGUUGUUUAUGUAUCCUCAAUUUGUACUGUACAUUUUGAUUAUUUUAGCCUACAACGUUGGUUUUAACAAGACAAAGACGCUGAGCGAACACUCUCGACAAUUGGUAAGAAGCAUAUUGCGAAAUGAUUUAAGCUGGGAGCAAUAAACAGUCGUGGUUUGUGUUUGAACUAUACAUGAAAGAGUAUUCAAAUUACUUCGACGUUUCAAAGCCUUCGUCGAGUGCUGCACGGCUUGGCUCGAAACGAGUUUCAUGUUGUCCAAACAGAACCACGGCUCCUUAAUAUUAGUAUACUGUUCAAAUGUCACUUCAUGUGAAAGGCUGAAUUUCACUUGAGCAUAUUUCAUUAGGUAUGUAUUUAUAUGGAAAAGUUUCAAUCCAAUCAAAUAUAACUUAGCUUUGUGUAAGAUUUCGUGUGUAUCUGUUGAGGUAAUUAGUGCUAAUAUUUUGAAAAGUUGGAAAUUUCCAUGUGUAUAUUUGAAUGCGAAUAGAACGGACGCCGGCCUAAUUUGUUAUAAAUCGUUCUUUCUAUACCAGCGCUGCCUACGUUUGCCAGUACCAUCUUGUUGAAGCGUCUAUAUACGUCCUAUACCCUCCUCUUUUGACAAAUCGAAACGUCUCUUUUGACCAGUGCUUCAAGAAAGGCAGAAGACGCAAGACGAACUCUCGAGAAACCGACAGGUAAGAAGCAUUGCUCAUUGCGCUCAAGUAUCGAAGAUACUUGCAAAAGGUAAAGUAGUACCAGAGAUGUUUCUAAAGCGUGGUUUCCAUAUGAUCGUAAUGGUUGUAAAGAUUGAGUCACGAUCUUUCUCAUCAGCCGAAAUACAACAUUUCAGAACUGAAAAUACGCGGAGUGAUUAUAACUAGAGAAUAUAUACUUAUGAUUUAUAUGUGGUUUACAGGUAUAAACUAUUAUAAACUGACCGUUGAGAAAGAUCGUGACUCUAUUUUUACGACCAUGCAUAUGGGAACUAAAGGCCGCGGACGACCAGUUGAAUUAGUAAACAUAAACAGCUCGAAACUCGUCGAGUUUCAUUAGCUAAUCUCCACUUGCAUGCAUAUAAUAUCUAUACGGUAUACAUACGUGACCCAAUACAGUGUAGAUUGUAUUAGGUAGAAAGUAUUACACGGAAAAAGGUGAUUGUUCAGUUCAAACCAGGGAUCUCUGGUUCGCACCGGCUAAGUUUGAGCGCCGCAGUAACAAUGCGUAGGCAGUGUCGUAGCUCAACGCGCCAAUAUGGCAAUAUCAACUUCGCUAUACAGACUUGUGAUUACGACAUGUUUCCAUGUCUCCGAUAAUUUGAUAUUUUGUUUUUCGCCGAAAACCACAAACAUUUGAUAACGAUGAUAACGCAAUUCUAUUCUCCACGCAACCUUUUUCUAGAAUCUCCGUGCAAAGCGCACAAUUUGCGCAGCUGCAUGCCUAUCACCACGCGCAACACAAGGUCGUCGAUCUCUAACGGAUCCGCGUCAACACAGGACGCCGAAUUCCCCAGACGAACUUGUAGCGUGAUCUAUACUGACGGUGAUUCUGAGAAAACAAAUCAUGUCUGGUAUCUGAUAUAGUUCGUCUAAAGCCUCUUACCCAGACAAGCAAUUUUUAUUUGCUGAUGCGUACGGCAAAAAAAUUGAAAGUUUUUGUUGCCAAGGAGCCUUGUUCCAUAGCCAGUCAUGGCAGCUUUUGGACAAAGAAAACUUUUGUUCGUGUGAACGGCCCCCAAGGAAACUUGACAAUUGUGUACAAGAAAUAGCUUUAGGGUUUGGGCCUACAAGAGGCGGCGUUAUAAUUGAUGUGAGAUAAAUAGCUUAACAACAUUCCGCGCACGAACUGCAACAGAAUUUGUCAAGGGAAACUUGUUGACCGUACACACGAAAAGGUAAACUUGUCAAGGAAACUUGUUAACAAAAACGUGCUCUUCUGCGUGAGAUUUUAAUGCCCUAUUUUACCGACAUUGACGGCCGAUUAUCAUGCAACGGACGCAAAUAUUUCCAAGGAGACGUGCCAUUCAUUUAAUUCAUAACGUGUAGCCUAUAUAUAUUCCCGUUUCAUUUUGUUGCGUGCAGAUCUAUCUGAAAAUCUCCAUAGCGUUUUAAUUGGAGCCUCUGUGACUGCCCUUGAAAUCUUAUUUUGACGUAAUUUGACAGAUAUUGCUUGUAUUUUUGUCAAGUUCGAUUACAAGUACAAGGUCAAUGAUUGAAUGCAUGUGAAAUUACACGUAGGUCACCACAUAAGUCGUUGGCAAAUAAAAACAAAUGCUCACGCGUACUCCCAGUAUGUAUAUUAUUUAUAAAAUCAUCCAUUUAAAUUCUAUUAAUGACGUGGACAUUAUUAAUACAAUCACUUGAUUUUAUGCCAUAUUAUAAUUUUUAUGUUUUAAACACGUAAAGUUCUAAAAACAAAACCCCCCUUAUUAUAUGCGCAUAAUUUGUACAAAAUUUGACUUUAAAAUUUUUCAACGAAAUUAAUUUCUUCCUGCAAAGUUAAUUUCUUUGAUCCCAACCUAUAUUUCCGACAAGAGAUUGAUGGGAAGAGUACAUAAGCCUUCUAAUGGCUGUUUAAGACCCACACAAUUAUGAUAUGAAGCACAGUUACGUUCCUACGCAAAAUUCAUUAAGCAUUUUAUGAGCCGGCCCAGUCUUGAGUCUUAGAUAUAUAGAUAUGCUCUUUCAACCUCGUUUAAAUAAACUUUGUCUUUAACACAUCACAAAUAAAAACGAUUUGAAAUUGGAAAAAAAGAUUACUCUAAUUUUUGCCUAGAUAUAAAACUUGACUUAAUUUUAUUUCAUUUUGGGCGCCAUUAGCAUUAUUUGCACAGCGUGGGUUUGAAGAGUCCUUAGUGUACAUAAAUGUCAUUGCUGAAAAGCAACGUAGGAUCUAAACAUUCUCGCUGUAAGCUGUAAAGUCUUUGAUGACCGCUUCCGUCCGCCCUAAAACCGUUAUACAACUGGCGAAUUGGGAUUGAAUCUGCAGGCAAACGGGUGUGUAUAUAUAAUUGGUGCUUUAGCGCGCUGGGAAGAAGCGUAUACAUAGGACGAACUAACAUUGAACAGUCGUAUCUUUGAGCACGUAAUAUUUGAACUUUCUCUAGUAUGUUAGUAGAGUCAGCACUUUUUUAAUUAUAUACCACUCACAUUUUCCAAGCUUUUGUAUAUACCGACUAUGACUAGAUAAACUAUAGUCGUUCAGACUCUGCCGUUUGUGAGUUCGUUUAUCCAAGUUUCAGUGAUCAAGAAGAGAUGUCCUUACUGGACCUCAAGGAAUAACAGUGCAGAACUGAGUGAUAGAGCUAUCCAGUAUAAAUAACGUUAGUCUAAUUGAAUUUAAGUUUCCUCCUGUAGUAACACUAGACCACUAAGGAUUGACACUCACUGGACCUCUGGGCGGGAAAGUCGCUAACGGGUAAAGCUUUCGUGUUCCUCCCCAACUAUAGAAAUUGUCUGGAACUCAUUCCAAGGUCACCUAGGCGACCACGAUUAGAAUUUGACCUGUCGAACUGACCAAUCACAUUUCCACGAUUUCUAUAUACAUUCUAAAUUUGAAGUGGCCAUAUUGUUAACAGAGAUACGCCAGUGUGCAUCUUAUUUAAUCCUCGCUCCCGAUUGGUCGUUCGCCGACAGCUGUAGUUGCUCUAUGCGACAUCUUAGCCAAUCGGCGUCGAGAUUAACGUUGUAUUCUUUUCGUUUGUUUACCGUAAUUGAACGACAGCGAAACAAAACUGCCUUCACAACGAUUCAUCUUCACGAGAAUUCAAAGAUGAGAUUAUUUCAAAUCAUCCUUGCUGGGGAAUAAAGUAUGGAAGUGGAAUUCAAAUCCCACAGGUAUCUGUGUAUGUUUGUGCGCGUCGAAUUGUUGUUUGGGCGGCUUUGAAAAUAAGAUAAAAAAAAUCGCAUUCAUUAAAUUGUCUUGUAUUUUUGCGAGCUCGUGUUUGCAAACGUUGUGCAACCUUGAAAUUAAUAACGUUUGUGCAACAUUUAUAUACUCCAAGUAACAUGUAAGCAAUACGUUUGCAACAAAAUACUCCGUAUUUCUGCGUAUGUUUCGUUUUAAGCAAAGCAUGAAUAAAUCUAGUGCGUGCAAAAUCCUUGCCCAAUAUGCACCUGUAAACUAUUUUUUCUUAUGCAAACGAAUCUCUUGUCUAUCCAUGAUUUUUCACAUAUAAUGUUUUCCUCUUUGUAGCUUCACGAAAGUUUUGCUAUGCCGAAAGCGCUGCAACCAUUGCGAGAAAAUUAUCCGAUUUUUUGGCCUCCGUUGCCGAAAUUGCCGGUGAGAUGAUGUUGUGAAUUUUAGCUGUUGAUCUGCCCAGUCGAUAUUAGUCUGCGGUGGGAGAGACUAAUUCGUCGUAUGGAAUAAUUUAAUCUUACGCUGGUGUUUCUAUUUUCGAAUCUAAUUUUUGUUAAUUUCUUUUUAGCAUAAAAUGCCACAAAAGUUGUUCCAUUAUGUUAACAGCUCAAAGCUGUUACCCGUGUUGCAAUAAACGUGAGUAGUAUAGAUUCAUUUGUUGCCCCAUAUAGAACUGCGAUUAAAAAUUCAUGCAUUUGCAAGUUCAUCAAUAGUGCUUGCCCUGGAUGUUUGCCAAAGGUGCAAAUGAAAUUGUAGAAAUUUAAAUUAAAUUCGGCGCAAGCUUUUUCUAAACGCGACUAAUGGUUUUUAAUGGACGCGGUACGAUGCUAUAGCCUAUUAGUCCGCGUCGUUCGUAUAUAAACAGCCGAAAGCUUACGGAAUGCCCACGUCGUUUAAAUGUUAUGUGGCUUAGUCCAAUCUGAUCAAUUACAUAGCGGUAAAGUUAAGCUGCAAAUUUGUCGUCAUGAGGAAAAAUAGUUUCCAACAACGGACAAUUACUGUUUUAUUAUGUUUCAUGCAGCACGAUUUUGAACUGUUUGUAGCUGAACUACGUGAAAAAGACGUGGAAGCACAUUUUCUGAUAAAUGUCGUUCCCUCGAAGCGCGUAAGCCGGGUUAAUCUCUUUUUCAUGGAUAGUUCAGACACAAACCACAACAGCUAUAACACUGAACACUUUUGGACCUCCAUGUUUGAGAUAUCUAUUCCAGGUAGUUGAGGCACAAACGAUGGAAUACUACGACGGAAUACUAUUGUAGAAUACUACCUACAUUGGACCACCACGUUUGAGAUAUAUUUUUAAUUAAGGUAGUUCAGAGGCGACAGUUUAUUGUAGAAUAUGCUACCUAUACACUGAAACUUCACGUUUGAGAUAUCUUUUUCAAGUAGUUCAAGCACAAACCACGACAGCUUAUUGUGGAAUACUACCUACACUGGACCACCACGUUUGAGAUACCUUUUUCAGGUAGUUCAGACACAGACCAUGAUGGCAGCUUAUAGUAGAAUACUAUACCUACACUCUAGACAUCCAAGUUUGAGCUGGCAACAAGAUUUUGCCUGUUGGUCCAAAAGUCAUUGGCUAACUGAAAAAGAGAACAUUUCCUAUGAGACCCUAACAUUUCGAAAUUUUUAUUCCUUUACAGGCAAUAGGAAAUUAAAGUCUGCUUUCCUAAAACGAAAUUUCGGCGGAAAUCAUUUGAAGAGCGAGCGCGAGCUUAACGAAAAAAACUUGGACAACACUCGCAAUGUUCCCGCGUUAAAAUGGAGAUUAGGUCCACAACAUGCAUAUUGCGUUAGCAACCUGCAAGCUUGCUCAGGUCUGCACAGCAACGGAACGAAUUUAGCUCGUCCUCCUGUCAAUUUAACGAACUAUAUUUAUCAAAGAAGAAUGCAUGUAUCGGCUGAGGACGUUUGUGGUUCUUGCGAUAACUUAGAACAAAACUGGCCCGUUGGGAACCGGUCAAGAUUUUUAUACAGCUCUGGUACGCAUGCUUCGAGUCUUCAUCCCCCGUCAGCUCUGUCGUCCGGGUAUUCGUCCGUCAACCAAUCCUGCGCCUCCUCGGCCGGGACUGGAUCACAACGCAGUCGGUCACCGACGCCAGAUCAGUUUGAAACUCUGAGAGAAGAAAGUCCACUCCGAGAGACGAAAAAGUUUGGCUACCAGUUAGGCGAGAGUUGUAGUUCUAAGGGUUAUGGUCUAGAGAGGGGCGAAGAACUCGUUGUUUGCGGCGGGGGCGACAGACAUCCCUCUAAUUCACCUGUGAGAGGUAAGUCACGCUUUUAACUGAUCUCAUCUCAAAAAGGGAUUGAUACGUCAUGUAGCUAGCCGAACACCUGCGCCGGUUGCUCAAAUGUGCAUUAGCGUUAAUCCUCCGGGUUAAAGUUUAACCUUCGGUUUUAGUUUAUAUGUAUUUCUACAUGUCUGUUUAUUUCGAAACCUCAGGGAAGAAAACUCCUAUCGAUCCAGACAAGAUCUGUGAAGAAAUAUUUUCAAAUUUAUAGAGAAGCUUUCAGGAAGUUUGCUUUGAAUUUUAGGUUAACCAAGCGGGUUAACUUAACCCAGCUUUGAACAAGCGAUCCCUGAAAACUAGCGUACACGCAGGCCGGCGCUAAAUGCGUCCAGGUAGUCGACAAAAUAUCGAAUCGCAGUCGGCAAAACAUGGGAUUUGGAUAGAAAGGAGAAAUAUAUACUAUUUGAGUGACACCGAUUAAAAAUUGAGAAUGAUAGCUAAAAUGUGGAGAAAUUUACCAAACAAUUUUUGGGAAAAUGAAGAACGAUGGUUAAACAAAAAAGAAGAUUGAGAAAUAUGUUCUCCGGGAAAAAAAUUUGAUGUUGACUUGUGCCGCCGGAAAAGAAAUAUUAAUUAGUAUAAUUAUAAUCCUGAUAAUCCUAGAGCGUUUAAAAAUAUAUGCCCGAAAUGCGACUCUGUACGAAGUUUUGCAUAUCGCCGAUAUCUUGUUGCUAUGUGAAACUAAUAUAAUUUGUUCGUAUGUUUGUUAGUCUGUCUCGUUAAAUGUCUGUUGUUUGCUUGAUUGUACGUUGUUACGGUAACCCGAUCACACUAUUUUGUUGUUAUAAUUUUAAAUUGUUAUUCUAAUUUUAUGUUGGCAAAGUUGAUAAAUGUAAAUGUCAAUUGUUUAAUUGUUCGAACUUCUAAUCAAAUAUUCAUGGUUGAUAUUCUGAUUUGGGACACAUGUUGAAACAGAGGACUACUAUUGUCAAACGUACUGGCAAACUAAACUGGCAUAUAAGUUGUAUAAAACAUCCGUCCAAGUUUAUGCUUGAUCUAUCGAACCAUGCUCAAUGCUUCUAAUCACAUUUCCCGCCUGGCUGAAGUCAUCUUCUCUGAUCACUUCCCUCGUUUCUAGGAAGUCCAGUAUUUUUCUUGGAAAGCGAUGAUGAAUCGUCUGGUGAAUGGGAUGGAGGGGAUAGAUUAGGAAGGUAAAACUUACUCCUCGUCAUCUGCCCGGCGUGUAAGAUAUCAGAGACUAUACAGUCUGGACCGGGUUGUUCCAAUCACGAUUAGCGAUAACCUUGCGUUACUGACUUAACCCGUUGUUUUAGUUUGCGCAUUUACAAAGCCGUUUUAGACUACGUUCGGAACGGUUUGAAAACGGCGCAGAAAAGUCGCAAUUAGCCAUCGCGCACACGGAGCGAGAUGGAAACGCGGAACGCUUGGCGGCUUCGUGUCAACACAAACGCCGCGUUACUUUUUUGUACAGCUUGCAAACCAAGCAUCUCAGGUCUCAAAACAGUAAAGUCGAGUGCUUUUCGUUUAAAUUUCUUUGCUUUGUUUGGAAUAUUUUGAGUUUACAUGAGUGCUAAUUUAAUUUGUAAACAAACUGUAACGGCAAAGUGUGCCGGCAUUUAGCUUCCGAUGCAGUGGGAACGAAGAACUAUGGAGAAUAAAACUUUUAUUGAUCCAGAUAGUUUUCUGGAAAAAUAUUUCUAAGUUGUAAAUACCGUUGUUCAAAUCUUUUAUUCAGUAUUAAUUAUUGGAAAAAUGUUUGAAAAAGAAAGUACUUAGCCUAGGUUUGGUUUACACUAUACAGCGCGAAAAAGCAGGUAUUCGAUACGGAAUGUACAACUUUCAGAAGCUGAGCGAAACAACAUCUCUCCGUUGCAAUAAUUCAUCUGAAAAUAGCGUUCCUAAAAGGUACGGACAGAUGUUUUUCACGUCGCUACGGAAAGUUAUCCGAUAAACGGAUCCUUAGUCUUCACUUCACAUAAUCAUUGUCGUUAAUCAUUUCUUGUGAUUCAUUUUUACAGCUUGAAAACAAGAAAUGGAUUAAAAGUAAGCUUUCUUCACUAUUCUUCAUUAUUCUUAAUUAUUCUUGUACAGAUUACUGUUGCAGAUGCCUGGUAAUUGUUUUAUCUCAAAAAGUCUGCGGACGUUUCCACUGACACUGUCAAUCUGGAUGUUUGUUUUAGAAAUCGCUGAAAGAGCUGGAAAUACGAUAUUCUGAUUUAGAAAUUGAUUCGAAAGUCGGUGUUGGCCCAAACGGACCAGUGUAUAGGUAUUCACAAUACAGAACUGUCAUUCACACGUGACAACGCACAAGUUGUAACAAGCCUGCAGCAGACUUGUAGCAAUUGCUGUUCCAACAACUUGACAACAGGAUGUGUUCGCACUGCUUGUUCUCAGCUUGUUCGGACAACUUGCUACAAGGUUGUUGAGCUUAACAGACUUGUUACAAGUUGUUCCAACAACAUGUUAUCGUCUUGCAAUUCAACAAUUUGUCAACAAGUCGCGAGUGACAACCUUGCAGCAACUUGAUAAAAUAACAGCAUUGUUAAAACUUGUUCGCAAGCUUGCUGGAAGCCUGUUCCGAACACAUCUUGUUGACAAGUUGUGACAUUUUGACGUAUGUAUACAGUAAAUAACGAUGUAUAUUACAACCCUUUCUACGUCUGGAGCGAAGUCUAUUUGUCAGUCUUGUCAGGAUAGUACGGUCUAUCAUUAUCAUAGUAUUAUCAUAAUAUUUAAACACGCUGUUUUUCAUUCUUCAGAGGUCGUUGGCACGGUGACGUUAUGGUUCACACACGCAAAGCAUCGCAACGCGAAGAAGUUGAAGAAUUUCGGAAAGAGGUAAAAACUGUUAGAUAUAAUUUUACAGCCUUACUUACAGCCAUACGCCCACUCACUUUUGAGUUUCAUUUCUCGAAGUCUACGGCAAAAGGCUCUCUAGGAGAAGACUGAUCUAUUUCACCUUUCUUGUGCAUUUUUCUUAAGGUUUUUCUCUUAAGUAUGAUUCGACAUGAGAACGUCAUGUUAUUUAUGGGAGCCUGUUUUGAACCUCCAAAUCUUGCUGUUGUUGUCAGGUUAGUCACAUACUGUCUACGUUUCAAAAUUUCUGACCGAUGUUUCUCCAGAUAGAUUAUUUUCCUCUCAACAAAUCGCUCUAAUUUUCUUGUUUAGUUUAAGGAAAUGCCUUUCAAUUCACAAUCAUCUUCAUUGUCAAGAAUCGCGAUGGUCAAUGGCGACGAGACUGAAUAUAAUGUUGCAAGUUGCUCAGGUAUGAAAUGAAGCCUUUCCAAAACGGUUAGUGUAUCCCCCCUUUCAUCUGUGUGACGGAGGUUUAUUCUCGCAAUGUACAGUUCUCUGAUUUUAAUUCCACCUCAGUCACAUGCGAGAAGAGUGUUUCCAUUUUCUCAUUGCCAUACACCGCCACCGGGUGCAGUUUCCUCUAGUAAUAUUGGUCUGUCUAGCCAUUACUUGACCUCUAGGGAGACCAGUCCAGAGCUGACCCAGUUGUUCAGCGUAGAAAAGCAACAUAAUAAAGGUGGCUAUCAGAGCUCUUACUCAUUUUGUUUUGUACGUCUAGGGAAUGAGUUAUCUUCACGCUAAAUGUAUCACGGUGCCAUCUCUUCGAACUAUGAAUAUUUUUCUCGAAUCGAAAGUGAAACUUUGUAUCAAUGAUUAUACUUGCUUGCAUCACCAAGUCAAGAGGUAAAUGUUGUCGCUGUAGCAUGACAGAUCUUGUUUCCACUUCAAUACGCUUGCAUGAGUGUGCAUUUAACGGGUUUUUUUCUUUCCACCAAUCAGGGGAGGAUAUGGUAGUGUACCACAAGGUCACCUGACCUAUCUUGCUCCUGAGGUUAUUUCAAAAGUUGAUGUUGAUCUUUCGUCUGGUCGUAUUCUUGAUACCACAGUCAGGACAAGGAAGAUGGACGUGUACGCUUAUGGGUUAGUAAACUAACUUUAUCUAUGCUGGAUAGAUGUUGUAGUUCUAAAGUACUCUUCCCAAAGAUUCUGUAAGGAUCAUCUCUAAACUAACUUCAUUUGUACUGGAUAGCUCAAUCAGUUCUAAAUUGUUCGCCCUAGAUGUCCAGCAAGAAUCAUCCCUUAUUGAUCUAGUGUUUCUACAGGAGGAAACCUAAACUAAACUAACUUUAUUUAUACUGGAUAGCUCUAUCAGUUCUAAACUGUACUCUCUAGAGGUCCAGUAAGAAUCAUCUCUUAUUGAUCUAGUGUUUCUACAGGAGGAAACCUAAACUAAACUAACUUUAUUUAUACUGGAUAACUCUAUCAGUUCUAAACUGUUCUUCCUAGAGGUCCAGUAAGGAUGAUCUGUUAUUGCGCCACUGUUACUAAAUGACUGCCAGAGUACCACUGCCAUUAUUGUAGAUAGGGAGGAAUACAUGCAACUCAGCAACUGUGUGAUGCAACCACCUAAACAUUUUGUUUAACGUUUUAUUUAGCACGGUAAUGUACGAAAUUCUGACGGAUAAAUGGCCUUUUGCAAACCUUUGUCCUGAGACAGUCAUCUGGAUGAUUGGAAAAGGUCUGCCUCACUCAUUAACAAAAGUGAAAGGUCCAGACUCGGUAAAGGUAAGCGACUAAACUAACUUUAUCUGGAUAGAUCUAUCAAUUCUAAACUGUUCUCCCUAUAGAGUUCCAGUAAGGGUCAUCUCUUAUUGAUCCAAUGUUGCUAAAAGAGGAAAAUGCAGUACCCAGAGGAACCCUGCGGUGUUUGAUAGCGUCCAACUGGAUUAUUGGAACUACUCUUCUCGCAAGAAAUAAGGCAAAUAUUUAUUGUUGAUUUGUUGUAGGAAUUAAUCAAGAGUUGUUGGUCACACGACCCACACCAACGCCCGGGAUUUGUUCAUAUAACUCAAGUUUUGAAACAGAGAAAUGUAAGUGACUAUACUAUAAAGUGUACUAUUAUCAUAACAGGGCCUCUAUCAUAACAUGGCCUCUAAUAUCGUCAUAACAGGGCCUCAUAACAGUGCCUCACACCACCGUGGCUGACAAUUUAUCUGAGGGCGAUCCCCAUAUCCUCCUGCAAAAUACAAGUUUGCACUUUUAAAGUUCAAUAUCUCCUAGUUAGAUCCUCCUUUCUUGACGGUCCCUCGACAGGCCCUGUACCAUAAUAUAUAACACAAACAAUCACAAAGUAUAGACACUAUAUAAUAAAUUAAUUAAGUUCUCAAUUCUAGAUAUCAACAAACUGCAUUUCACGACGUCAUAGUAUUUCUGAACCUGAGAAAAUGCAGUAUGUUGGAAAAUUCACAGAUUAUUGUCCAAUCAAGAGAAUUUAA